Branchiostoma floridae (Florida lancelet) is the source of this 4384-nucleotide messenger RNA. RefSeq lists its product as uncharacterized. NCBI's taxonomy places the organism in Eukaryota, Metazoa, Chordata, Leptocardii, Amphioxiformes, Branchiostomatidae. The record is from RefSeq and is a predicted model, not a curated record. The transcript is spliced from 12 exons. Bases 344 to 2947 code for a protein of 867 amino acids. Gene Ontology annotation, molecular function: non-membrane spanning protein tyrosine kinase activity.
UAAAUUGUAGUGGUGCUUUCUGUACAAACAGAUGUACUGAGGUUUUUAGCUUGCCGCUUUCCAGCAGAAGAGCUGAGCAAGUUUAGAGUUAAACUGCAUCUCAGGGUGGGAAGGGGACGGCGAGAUGAGGUUAGAGUACUGCAGACCAGCUGCCGAGGCCACAGGCACAAGAACCAUCCCCUGUAGACACACAAUUGACAGAGCAGUGGCCGAUUGCGGUAACAUAACGAUGCAAGUUUGCUCGAGGAUAUGAUGUAGUAAAGAAGGGGACUAGACCAGAAUCCUGCUGUUAAACAAACAACAGUGUGCCUCACAACCCCCUCCAGACUCCACAAUCACCGAGAUGCUCCUCCCUUAUCUCAGUAUGACCACAUCCAACAGAAAAGCCAUCGGUCGCAAGUGCCUGCUCUUCCCACUUCUCUUCCUAAUCGUGUACUUGUUACUUCAUCUACAACUCGGCAGCUUCGUUACUAUAUGGGACACUAAGAACAGUGCCCGGACGGAGGAUAGGUGGCGCCACAUCUCCGGUCUACAGAGCCUCGUUAGCCGGCUUAACGAGCAGCUUCUAGACGCUGUCGCAGAGAGAGACUUUCUGCACGAUAAACUCAGCUAUAUAGUUGGUAACUUAAGUCAGGGAAAACACCUUGAAGACCUGGGUCUAGACCUGGAUUCUGUUCUCUUUGGGUUGAACGAAGCAGGGGCAAGACCUGCAUACAAGACACACCAGCGUAGCAUGUGGGGGUGUAGGGACAUCGAUGCUAUACAAAUUACCGGGAUUAUAAAAAUAGGGGGCAAAGUUAUGGCAAAGGGACUGUAUGGAACACAGCUGGUUGCAGUGAAGAGUGUGAAUGUCGACCUGCCGGAAGUCGAGAAAUGCCUGGAAGCAAAGAAGUAUAUCAAGAAGGAGGACUGCUUUCUUCUCCCCAGCUACAAGUUGAUUAAGGAGAUUCUGUUACUCCAAGAACUGACUCACCCAAAUGUGGUGAGGAUGUUGGGGUACUGUGUGCGUGGGGAGGGGACCGGUCAGGACAAGGGAGUCACACUAGUCACGGAGAUGGGAACUCCCAUCCAUGACUCUGGGUUGGAGACUUUACCAUGGAGACAGAGGUUGAAGAUUUGCCUGGACUUAGCCAGUUUACUGCGAGUUCUGCAGCGCUCGUCCAUGGGAGAUCUGCUCAUGGCCAACUUCACAGACAGCAUGUUCAUGAUGUCGGAAGGGUCCAUCCGGCUGGUGGGGGUGGGAAGUCUGGUGGGGACGGAGCCUGUCUGUAACUCACACGCAGACUGCCAGCUGGAGGGACUGGAUGCUAGGUCUCCAUGUUCCAACUUCCGCUGCAAGAAUUACAAUUCCAAGACUAAUCUACACAAUGUGUAUCAGUACUUCCUGCGCCCCCUGUUGGUCAGCAGCGCCCCCGAGCAGGUUGCUCACAAAGUGCAGGACCUCCUGUGGGAGCUGGACAGUUUGUCACUUGAUGCACAAGAGCUGCUGGAAAAGCUCCUCCUCAUUUACAAAGGUCAGAUUUAUGAUGAUCCAAUAACCGAUGCCCCCCACCCCAUCAUCCCUGCAGUUCCCAGUCAACAGGACCAGGGACAAGGUCAGGAGAAGGUACCAAAUGCCCAUGGUUACAUCAAGCUGGAGAAUUCCGACUACCAGGCCAAGUUUGACUACCCCUGUCCCAACUCCCGUGCUGACUGGGGAUGUGUGCUGACGGCACAGGGUCUGCAGGAUGCCAUCUUAAAGUGUGACAAAGAUCUGAGAUGUAGAGCUUUUGUCUCCAUUCCUCAUCACAGUGUAGAAGGAUGGUUGACUAUCUUCUUGAAGAAUGGUGCAUCUGAUCCAGCAGCCAACCAGGGAACAACAAUUUACAUAAAGCCACAGAGUAAGGGUGGGAGUAGGGUUCAGCCAGCCGUCAAUCAAACUACUGGACAAAAGCACUCAGCCAAUCAGAAGAGUGUAUUUCAGCAGCAGCCCUGUGUGGAGGAGGAGCUACAGAAACAGAGAGACCUGAGGGGGAGGAGAGAGGAGAGACUGAUGAGGGACUGUGGAUGGAAAGGUUUGACUGAUGAGAAGUGGGCAUCCAUCCUAGCUAACAGCAGCGUCACCUCGGCAGAUAACUUCCAGCACCCCGCGGGGGGUAAGGCCAUCCCCGGGGGACAGCUCACUGUGACCUUACAGGAUACAGCAGGCCAGGUGUUCAAGGCAAUGUUCAUGUCUAAGGCAGGACCAGAGGAGUUCCACCUGUCCCAGUUACUGGUGUAUCAACUGGACAGACUCAUGGGGCUGUACCAGAUGGUUCCCACCUGCAGCCGGCACCUGGAGCAUGUGGAGCUGCAGAAGAUGGGGCUGGUGCAGACGGUGGGGACACUACGGGACAACUUCGCUCAGCUCAAGGACAGAAGCGGGGGGGUUACAGGUACCAUGUCAGCACAGAUCUCAGCUCCAGUGUCUGUGAAAACCCACCUGACCAUCCCAGCCCUGGCCGAGCUGACCCAGGCUGUCACCCCCCUGGGGGCGGAGCAGCACAACGACCUUGAGUACAUCCUGCUGACCUUGCUGGCCAGGCUGCCCUUACCUUCAUCUCUCUAUGGGAUCAGAGGUCGGCGGCUGCUCCUGACCAAAGCUGACGCUGCCUUCCAUGGCAGUCCAGAGAACCAGGACAAGCUGCUGCGUUACCUGCACAACUGUCACUUCCCACAGCACCUCUACAUGGUGCUGCACACAGCCAGGGACAGGAGCUGUUCAUUAGCACAGCAGGUCUUCCAGCAAGUCAAGAAUGCCCUGCCCCCCUCCCACAACCAGGACCUGCACAUUGGCCAGUACUCCAUGGAGAGCUUGAUAUCUACUAUGGACAGAGACAUGAACACACUCUUAGACUUGAUGGACACUUGCAUUGACAAGUUUGGCAAAGAUGUUGUUUUGUAUCAGGAGGGAAUGAAGACAGGAUAGUCAUUAGGAGAAAGAGUGUUAGGUGACCUGUCGCUUUUGAAUCUCUCAUAUAUAUAACUUUAUUGUAUUAGAAUACUUAAACAAUUACAAUCAAUGGUGGGAGGAGUUACAUUGUACAAAGGCAGCUAAUUUGGUAUGGGGGGGCACAAUAUUGCUGAACACAUUUUUAGCAUGUGGAGUGCAGACGCAUGUGCCGACAAUCAUAUGGAAGGUCCUCUUCCCCUGUGAAACUUGUGAAAUGUUGACAGUAUGAAAUCAUGGUACUUCCUGUAUUUUGAGGGGCAAAUUUUGCCUGUAAACUAAGUUAAUGAUGUUCUUUGUAUUGUGUGAAACAUAGCAUUCAAGUUAUACAGUUGCAUAUCAUGAAUAUAGGAAAAUUUAUUAGUUGUGUUUUAUAUUUAGAUUUGUCUUAUUUUAUAUUUUCACUAUCACAAAGAAGUGAGAAAUAGUAGAAUUUACUAAGUAUGAUUCUAAUGUGAGAUUGACAUUUAUGUAUAUUAUGCAUCUGUAAAGUAGUGUUUGUUGCAACCUGUACUUGUAUAGUGUACAAUAAGGUAUUCUACCUUUAUUGAUAUGUUAACAAACAUUGUGAAUUUUUCAAUGAAUGAAUUUUUUAUUGACAUUUGGGAUAAAAUGGGUAGAUAUUGUUGCCAAUUGCAGUUGUGCUCCUACCUAUUGUACAGACAUUUACUAGAGUUAAGGUUGUAAAUAUUUUGUAAAAAAUGUUUGUAUGAACUGUAUGCAAUUUGAACUUGUAUCAUAGCUGAUGAUGAUCAUAGCUAGCUAGCUCUAUGGAUGUGAUGUCACAUGCGUAAAGAUUCUGGUACAAUUAAUGUAUAUUUUGAAUGAAUGUAGCAAGUUAUUUCAAGGUUCCCUCUUUUAUUCAGAUCUCCAAUCUCUCUUCCUGACAUCUAAGUGUCUUGUUAAGUGAGUUAGUCAACCAUUAUUUGUUGUCAAUAGAACUUCCUUGUUGUUUUUUCUACUAGGUAUUAGUCACCUUCGCCAAGAAGGUUAUAUUUUCGGCAGCGUUUCUGUGUCUGCAUGCCUGUGUGUCAACGCAAUAAGUUCAGAAUGUCUGAAUGCAUUGUCUUAAUCAUGAUACAUAUAAUUUUCGUUAUGUGGAAAGGUCUUCAUGAGACUUCAAAUUGUGGGCCCCUAGAGACCUGUUAGGGUACUACAGUCAAACUUCUGUUUUUUUGUGUCCUAUAAUUUGAAGGUGCUAUGGUCACAAACUGAGAGUGGUAGAUAGCUUUUGCAUAGGGAUGAUGUGUUUUAUAUGAUUUCCAUGAUAUUGUAUUACAUGACAUUGUAUUGGUUGCUUAUGACUUAUCUGAUUGAGGCUGAAACAUGUAUUAAUUGAUUAAAUGUUUUGUAUACAAAAUCACACCUAUAGGCUGUUCAGUCUAAAAGUAAAAAUAAGAUAAUGGAGUGCCUUUA